AACUUAUGAUGCUUGCCUUGCCAACUCUCUGCUCCGCGGUCUUCGUCAUCAUAGCAACCGCGCCAAGGGGGCCUCGAAGCCAAAUCAAACCCUUCUCUUCGCGGCCUAAGCAACAGGAAGAAGAAAGGCUGUCGAUAGCGGGCGCGACAAUAUAAUUCCUUUUUUCGUUUUCAUCCCCCUCGAUCUCGAAUCGGACGGACGAGUUCUCACUUCGCGAUCCAGAUGUCUGCGGCGGCUAUCACCUGCAGUAGAGGCGCCGCCGCGUUAGGGUUUCGUUGCUGGUCGCUGAUGCGGCUGCCGGCGGCGCAAGUCGGGUGCCCUCGGUCCAAUUUGUCGCUGCUGCAGCGCUUCUCUUCGCAACUCGUCAAGAGCAACGGGAGUAGGGCUUGCCUUAUCGACACGCUCGCUCUGGUCAGGAGGUUGGAGAAGGAAGGGGUCCCGUCGAAGCAAGCGGAGGCCAUCACAUCGACCAUCACGGAGGUUUUGAAUGAGAGCUUGGAGAGCGUCGCCCAGUCCUUUGUGUCCAAGCCCGAGAUGCAGAGGAGUGAGAUGAUUCAAGAUUCUAAUAUCUGGAAAUUCAAGUUGGAAAUGAAGGGCUCGCAGGAUCAUCACUAUGCAUUGCUGCAACGAGAGACUGAAAAACUUCGAGUUGAUAUCGAGAAAAUGCGUAGUGAACUUAGAUAUGAAAUCGACAAGGUAACUGUUGGGCAGCGCUUGGAUCUAAACCUCGAGAGAGAGUAAGGGAUGUUAAUGUCUUUUUGAUAAUGGAAUAUGUGGUGAUAUCUCAGGCUGAAUUAUUGUCCAUAUUUGUUACAGAAAAUACACCUUUUUAAUUUAACAACUAGGUUAACCAUGCUAGUUCAGAUGAAGAGAUCUCGAUUGCAUAAGAAAAUAGUUAAACUUGGUGCUAAAUCUGACUUUUACUGACAAUCCACUAGAUUGUUGUAGGUAACAAAAAACCAGAGUUCAUGUUGAUUUGAAUUCUGAUUUAUCAUCAUGACGUUCUGGUCUGAGUGUUGCUAGAUCACUGUGCUAAUGUUGAUCCAAUGUUUCAUUUGAGUUUGUUCAUUUUUUAUCACCUUUGUUAUGCCUGGAACAAACAAAUAGGACUACCAUCAGUAGCAUCGAUCAAUGAUUAUGUAUGUGCUUAUUGCAAGUAGCUUUCAUUUUUAAUGUACUGUACCGGAUGAAUGUAGUAGCUUUACUUUUAACUUCUUUUUUCUAAUUGUUUAGGUGCAUAUGUGACGAGUUACGUGACGAGUUAGCGAAACAAAGUGCAGAAACCACGGAACUUAUUACCAAACUCGACAGGGAAAUCCUUGCAUUAAGGGCACAGUUAGACGCAGCAAAACACGAUGCCAUAAAGUUGUGCAUUGGUAUUCUUGUUUCUAUGUCGUUCAAAGCAGCAGCCUUUCUUCGACGGUUUCUCUAAUGCAAAAGCAACGCUGUCAACCAGUUAAACACUAGAGUGACAUUAAAAUUCAGAUUUGUCACGAUAUGACAUGAUAAAUAGGAUUUUUGUUUGAAUGAUCGUAAACUGAACUUAAGUGAAA
This is a messenger RNA of Musa acuminata AAA Group (dessert banana), 1553 nucleotides long. RefSeq lists its product as uncharacterized. The transcript has 6 exons. Lineage: Eukaryota; Viridiplantae; Streptophyta; Magnoliopsida; Zingiberales; Musaceae. Gene Ontology annotation, cellular component: mitochondrion. The coding region runs from base 223 to 741 and encodes 172 amino acids. The record is from RefSeq and is a predicted model, not a curated record.